Molecule: messenger RNA, 2076 nt
Organism: Rhinichthys klamathensis goyatoka
Lineage: Eukaryota; Metazoa; Chordata; Actinopteri; Cypriniformes; Leuciscidae
Gene: znf488
Product: PR domain containing 8
Exons: 4
Coding region: 321-1817 (498 amino acids)
Biological process (GO): regulation of DNA-templated transcription
Cellular component (GO): nucleus
Molecular function (GO): protein binding
Source: RefSeq, a predicted model, not a curated record
UACUUUACAAUCUAACGGUCUCUGACUUCUGUCAUUGAUUACCCUCGCUUCUAAUUAACACGCCUUCAAAGCUGGUGGAGCACCAAUCAAAACGCCACCUGGGGGGUUUGGGGAGAAAUGAGGCGCAUCAGCUACGCGUCCUCAGCGUGGAUAAGUGCGUGACUGCACAGCGCGAGAGACAGUCCAGGGACUGUCAGGAUCAGGAGACAGUCGUGAUCGCGAGCUCUCGGUGGAUAAUUUCAAAUCGCAUCUCCUUGGAUUGUGCACCUGUUCCUGAACAUCCUCAACGCUAACCUAAAUUGGAUUUUCAGGAAUAAAACAUGGAGCAGAGUUUUAUGCCUCGCGCCUUGUGGACUAAUGACAGCAAAUUUCUCCAUCACCACGUCCCGGAUUUCUUCACUAGUGUACAAGUUACACAGGAUGUACCAGCCGGAACAUCAUUCGGACCAUGUGUUCUCCAUAAUAACUUUUAUGACACUAUAGCAUUCAUUGCACUGAAAUCCUUUGACAAACGGAAUAAAUCAUAUGUAUUUAGGGUAGAUCCUGAGGCGAUGAAAGGCUCUCCAUUUGUAGUUCCUUGGCUACGGUUAGUACAGGCUGCAGUGAGCGCAGAAGAACAGAAUACUGAGGCCUACUUGAAAGGAGGACAGCUGCACUUUCAGACUAUUCGAGAUGUGAAACAAGGGGAGGAACUGCUUGUUUGGUACGACAAGGAGUUGUCUCAUCUUUUGGGGUUUGGAGACAUAAAGACAAAAACCCUGACAGAUGACUAUAUAUGUACGAGAUGCGGCCAGGCCUUCAAGAACGAAAACCCUUUCCUUGCCCACUGUCGUUUUUUAUGUGCGCAGGAAAAAGUAGAUAUUAUCCGGCCAACCAACGAACAGAAACAAGAAGUCAAGCGACAACGCAAAGUCAUAGAUUUUCACAACAUUGCAAGAGAUUUGGAGCACAAAAGGAACGAUUCUUCCGAAGACAUGGCCAUACUUCGAAAAAGAAAACACGAUGCUUCCUUGAGCCCCAGGAACAAAAAAACAGUUUUAUUGGAGAGAACCAACACCACUAAUCACGCCAACGUCAACAAAGACUAUCCGCAUUUUCAGGAUUCGUCAGAAUCAACAGACAACUUUUCGACAAGUGAGUCAAAAAGAAAUAAAAACAGCGCAUUUACCGAGGUUAGAAAACCCUCAGAGCAGUCAAACCCUGAACAGUCAUCACGAGAUGUAUUGGCGCCUGACGUAGGCCUACAAUCCGACUGCAGCGCGUUCUCGUUCGUUGUACCCAAGAGCGCGCACUCGGAACAGAAGAGCGCGUUCUGUGAACCCAGCAAACGCACCAUCGCGGAAUUUCAGAACACUUCACCACCAGAUUCGGAUACUAUCUCAGACUCUUUCAAAUCAAAACCUUCUCUAGGAUACAGAAAUGUACUGGCUUCGCACCUGUUUCACGCUGACUUGCCAGGCACUCAUGCAGGUGGAGUGAUGUCCGCUCCUCUGGCUACAGGAGGAUCCUUCUAUUACGCACCCGAGCAUUGGACCAGAGCUAUAGGUGGCCAGCUGCAGUCUACAUCUUCGUUGACACUUCUUCCCCCUACUUUCACUCCAAUGGGUGUUUCAGUACAGAACUGGUGCGCCAAAUGCAACCUCUCAUUCAGAAUGACCUCCGACUUGGUGUUUCACAUGAGGUCCCAUCAUAAGAAAGAGUUCGCCGCAGAGGCUCAGGUGAGGCGGAGGAGAGAGGAGAAACUCACCUGCCCCAUCUGUCACGAGUACUUUCGAGAGCGUCACCACCUCUCACGUCACAUGACAUCACAUAAUUAAGAAGAAAAACUCUGGCGCACUUUAAUAUGUUAUUAUGCAUUGACCAUAAAUUGUGCAUUUAGGCUACUUAAUGAUGGACAUUUGUAGUUAGGCUGCUAUUGGACAGAGCAGGUAUAUUGCUGUAACAAAUAGCAAUACGUUACAGACGUGGUAAAAACUUGAACCUUUCAACCAUUUAUAAACAGUAAAGCGUCGUCAUUUUCUCCACCGGUCAUUGUCAUUUCAGCCAUGUAGUGAGCUUUGGUCGUGCAGUUCAGGG